Drosophila takahashii is the source of this 5896-nucleotide messenger RNA. Its product is annotated as telomere ends associated. The record is from RefSeq and is a predicted model, not a curated record. Lineage: Eukaryota; Metazoa; Arthropoda; Insecta; Diptera; Drosophilidae.
AUGUCUGCGACGAAUAAGAAACACCCAACGGGAAAGCGGGAAAGCAGUCGUCCCGUUCCCUUCAAGACAUUUCAAAGGUUGAUUGUGAACUUGCCAGAAAUAGCAGAACAAUUGAAAGCGGCCGAUGGUGGCAGCAAGACGGUUAAUUACUGGACGCGAUGGUAUUACGAGGAGUUCUACCGCAAUCCCAGCAUAAGGGAGCGGUAUGCAUUUAAGGUUGGAGCAUGUCCCCGGCGGACACGCAUGAAUCUGCUCAAAGUGCCGGAGACUCAUUCCCACACAGAAGCAUCCCAAGAAUGCCCGUUGGUAGCCGUACAAUCCCCAUCCCUCGAUACAGUGAAAGUUGAGAGCGAUUCGUCAUUUCAAGAAACGCCAACACGAUGCCAGGAUAUCAUAGUUGAAGUGGACAAGGCUGGAACCUUCCUCUUUCCGGUAUCCUUUAGGACUUUCGAACAUAGCCUCAACAAAAUGGAGGUGUUUAAAAGGAUCGCCAAGAGUGAGGAUUUACUAAAACUUGCGGCCGAUGACGGCUUUCGCAAACAUACCCUUCAAAGGUUCUACAAUCGUUUCUACAUGCAUCCGGAGAAGCGAUCCACUACGAACUUGUUCAAGGAGGUUUCACAGAGCCUUUUGGCCAAGUUGCUGGAGUCUGGAAGACCGUUUGAUAAAGCCAAAAGUACAGCGGAAUAUGCAGCCAAAAAGACGCUGGAAAGCAAUUCCAUCGUCCCCUUUGAGUUGUUCAAGGAGAAUUUGUUGAACUUAUCAGACAUUGUGGAACAGAUGAAGCAAAAGGACAAGAAUUAUGAGAGCAAAGAUUUCCACGAGUGUGCCUUUGACUUCUACCUGGCAUUUUACAUAACACCGGAGAUACGGGAGAAGUACGAGUUCCAGCUGGUGGCCUGUACGACGGUGAUGAAGGCUCGCAUGCUGGCCAAUCUCAGCAAGGAGGUUGCCGAGGAACUGAGGUUAAGUCUGCCACAGCUAGGCAAUCCCUCGCCAGCACUCGAACUUCCCGGGUCUGAAAGUUCUGUGGAGUCUCCCGCUAAAGCUAAGGAUAUGAACGAAAACCUUAUCAGAUCCCCGGAAGCCAAAGAGUCCGCCCAAGAACCAGACUUAGAGGUUCUCGACGGAAUGCCGCAUGUAGCUGCUUCUCCGCCAGGACUUGAACUGCCCGCAUGCAAUACUCCCUCGAAGGAUUCUACAGAAACUGCGACAGUAAAUCAAAUUCCAGAAAAUUUCCUCUUUGAAACUGAUGUUGAAGUGAACGUUAAGAAAAGCGGACGCUUUCUGUUUCCGGUUUCUUUUGAGACAUUUUGGCGCUAUAUCAACUAUAAAGAGAUAAUCCGGAUUAAUCUUAUGAGACAUAUAACUCAAAAUGAAGCUGAACUAGAAAAACUGAUUGCUGAUCCCUCGAAUCCACAAUGCAAAAAAGUCUGCCGCCAGUCCUACAAUAAAUUCUACAUACUAAACGAAAAAUAUCGCAAAACAAUUCCAUAUAAAUUCGAAUGCGCGGAUUCCAAGAUCCUUAACAAGUUACUAGAAAUCGCAAAACCGUUGGAUGAAGCAGCCAUAAAAACGAUGUCUCUCUAUGCCCCAAAAGAUAAAAAAGAAAAGACAAAGAAAAAACCAAAAUCAAAGGAAAAUCCAAAAGCAUGUAAUAUGGACAAACCAGAAGAGGAGUUUCCUCCGUGCCCAAUAUCUUUUGAAGUUUUCAAACGUCAUGUGAGCAAUCUCGAUGAUAUAUGUAAUGAAAUGCAGUUGUGUGAGGAGUUCAGAGGCAAAUCCAAGAAGGAAGUUGCCCAACUCUAUUACCAAGGUUUCUAUUCUGGACAAGAAAUGAGGGACAAGUUCGUUUGUCGAUUCAAGCCAUGUCCCAGCAAGAUGCUUAAAAAAUUGCUGAGCUUUCCACAGAAUAACGGAGGGGUAUGUCCAAAGGAGCCAGAUUGCCAGGUGGUUGGUAUCACUGAAAAACCUUGUGAGGAAAGUCAAAAGGAGUCAAACGGUCAAGCGGGGUUUGCCGUUCAGCCCUCUCAAGUUGUCACUGAGCCAGAGGUUAAGGACAAAGACCCAGUUGAGCUAAGAGAAUCCCAUUAUGAAGAAAGAGCGGCGGAGCCGUCACAUAUUUCGAACGAAAGUAAUGCAAUAAUGACCAUCAGCACGGAGGUUACGAGCAAACUUCCUCAGUUAGCUACUUCUCCGCCAAGACUCGAACUGGCCGCUUUCAAGACUCCCGAAACGUCCUCUGCAGAAACGGCGAGUGCCAAUAAAAUAUCUGAAAGCUUUCCCUUUAAAACUAAUGUUGAAGUGAACGUUGGAAGCCUGGGACGCUUUCUGUUUCCUGUUUCUUGUGACACAUUUCGGCACUAUAUAAACGACGAGUUUAUCCGCACUAAUCUCAUGAGAAAUAUCACUAAAAAUGAAGCUAAACUAGCAGAAUUGAUGGCUGAUCCUUCGAAUCCACAGUGCAAGAAAGUCUUCCUACGGUCGUACAAAAAUUUCUACAUACAAAACGAAAAAUAUCGCAAAACAAUUCCGUAUAAAUUUGACUGUACGGAUCCAAAAAUUCUCAACAAGUUACUAGAAAUCGCAAAACCGUUGGAUGAAGCUGCCAUAAAAACGAUGUCUCUCUAUACCGUAAAAGAUGAAAAAGAAAACACAAAUGCACCCAAACUCCAGGUGGUGGAUUCUCCUGAAAAGCCGGGACAGGAAAGUUUUUCAAACCCAGUAUCUUUGGAAGUAUUCAAACGUCAUGUUAGCAAUCUCGAUGUUAUAUGUUAUAAAAUGCUGUUGUGUGAUGAAUUCAGGGGAAAAUCCAGGGAGGAUGUAAUCCAGCACUAUUAUCAGGGUUUCUAUUCUGGACAAAAUAUGCGGGACAGAUUCGUUGUCCGAUUCAAGUCAUGUCCCAGCAGUAUGCUACAAAAAUUGAUGAGCUUUCCACCGAAUAACAGAGAGGUAUGUCCAAAGGAACCAGAUUGCCAGGUCGUUUGUAUCACAGAGAAAUCCUGUGACGAAAGUCAAAAGGAGCCUGAGGCUAAAGAACAAGACCCAGUUGAGCCAAUAGAAUCCCAUUUAGAACAAAGAGUUGCUGAACCGUCACACACUUCGAACGAAUGUAAUCCAGUAAUGACCAUCAGCAAGGAGGUUAAUGACGAGCCUCCUCAUUUAGCUACUUCUCCGGCAGGAAUAGAAAUCGCGUUCAAGUCUCCCGAGACGUCCUCUGCAGAAACUGAGAAACUGAACCAAAUUGCAGAAAGUUUUCCCUUUAAAACUGAUGUUGAAGUAAUCGUUGGAAGCCUGGGACGCUUUAUGUUUCCUGUUUCUUGUGACACAUUUCGGCGCUAUAUAAACAAUGAGUUUAUCCGCACUAAUCUUAUGAUAAAUAUCACUAAAAAUGAAGCUAAACUAACAGAGUUAAUGGCUGAUCCGUCGAAUCCUAUAUGCAAAAAAGUUUUCCUCCGGUCCUACAAAAAUUUCUACAUACAACACGAAAAAUUUCGCAAAACAAUUCCGUAUAAAUUUGACUGCACGGAUCCCAAGAUAUUGAUGAAGUUACUGGAAGUUGCAAAACCGUUGGAUGAAACCGCUAUAAAAACGAUGUCUCUCCAUGUCUCAGAGAAACCCUGCAUGGAAAAUCCGGAGUCCAAUUGCCAAGCGGAAUUUGCUAUUUCCAAGGAUGUGAAAAAGAUAUCCACAUGCCUGGCUGAGGAGAGUAAUUUCAGCAGGAUAACACCCGAAAAGCCGAUAGCUGCACCAAACCAACGGCAGUUAGAGCCUGAGGCCAGGCCAAAAUGCCCAUCAGCCACCUCUGAAGUUGUCACUGAGCCCGAGGUCGAAGUCCAAGGCCCAUAUCACAUUUCGGAGGAAUGUAAUACAGCCAGGAUUUUAGAAAGAGCACGCAAGCGAGCAAUCGAUGUGGUCAAAUUCGAGGUCCGUCGUCUUUUUGCCAACAAUUCCCCGGAAAUGCAAGAAACUCUGAAAAAGCAAUUUAAGAUCUACUGCUUGGCUCAAGAGGGAAGUUUACAAUCAGAUACCAAUAGCACAAAUGUUGAUCCUGCGGCCAUUUUGACAAAAGGAAAUGAGCCCGUGAUAACUUCGAAUCCCAUGGAGAUCGAUGAAGUCAGCAAAGAUCCAGAAAGAGCUGCCUUUAACGAGAAUGAGUUGCAGAAAAGUUCAAACCUACCAGAAGUCGGAAAAACCAUUUCGGAUAGCGCUGAAACUAUUGCGAGUGAAGGGCAGACGAAUAAAGAAGAAACCCAAGCUGAAUUGUCCAACAUUCCAGAAAGCUCAAAAGGGUCAUCAGAAAAUAUAUCUACAGAUAAGGACGAAUUAACAAGAACAGAUGGAGAUCUCGAAGCGGCAUCCAAUUCACCUCAGAGCACAGAAAGUCAAAUCCUUCUCGAGCAAGCGAAGAAUAUAUUUUUCGCCGAAAAUAACCAGGAUCACAAUAUGAAGUACUUGAUCAGCACAAGCCAAGGACUCAUGAGAACCAUUUGGCGCAUACUCUAUCAGCUAACUCUUCAGGAAUUCUGCCACUACACGAGUAUCCACGACGGGGAGGCCUUGUACAAGUGCGAUGAACAUUUGCAGCUUUGCUUUCAGCACGUCGUGGUUCUUGGCAAUUGGCCAAUUAAUUUACACGUACGUUUGGGAUUUUUAAAGCAACUCCUCCUCUGUAAAGGAGUGCGGUUGGAUAAGAUUGAACUGUCCCAAUUAUCGCCGAAAAUACUGAGCCCUUGGGAAUUGGGUUCCUACUCGGAUUUCGAUAAAAUCGUUGAACAACAUUACACCCAUCACACAGGCAAGAAAAUUGAUGAUGUAGUGCAGUUGUGCCAGGAAAGGGAGAAGCUGUAUGCCGCCUGCUGGACACAUAAUCAGUGGAUACUCCAAGUACCUGAGAUCUCAGAUGAGGUACUCAAUGAAGAAAUCGAAGAAGCGGAGUCAGUCAUUGAUGGGAUUUCUUUAAGGCCAAUUUGUGUUGUAAAAAGCAGAGAUGUAAAUACCCCAACCGAGGUAGUCUCAAUUGCCUCAAGUCCAAAUACAAUAUGUGAGGAAACCAGUUGUCCGCCUACUCAGCUCAUCGAUUCAAGUUUCGUAGACGUGUCGUGUGUGGAACCAGCUUCCCAAGUGCCACAAAUGACAUUCGACCCACUAAUACCCGAGGAAACAUCACAAAUGGAAGAAGCUCCUAUUGAGUAUCCGCCAACGACGACCGUAUUGGUGACCGUCAAGCAGGAACCUAUCAAGCUUCCUAACAACCAACGUGCCACCAUUUGUAACUCGGAGGAUUGCCAAUGGGAAGAAAUUACGACCCAGGAGCAAAUAAUAGACUUGGAUGCCAGCCAAAGUGAAGAAGCGAGUUUGUCCUGCUUUGCUAUCUCAAAACCGACUGAAAAGGCAGCAGAAGAGACACUAAAUUUGCUGGAGAAUAGUAAUAUUCCGAUAGACGCUUACGAUAUCCCGGAAAUAUUGGAAGUCCCAGUGCCUGUGGAAGUGGCGCCCAGGACAGUUGCGUCUACGUCAGCGCCUCAGGUUCCUAGAAAGCGGCAAGCAGCCACCCGAGAAUCGACCAGCAAGAAAAUUAGACUGAAUAACGAAAGGGUGCCGCAGCUGCGACAUGAGUUCCCGCCAUUACCAAUGGGAGUGAUGGUGCGAAUCGAGUCUGGAGGGAAUAGAGCUCCUGAGUGUCAGCCAGCAAAACCUCCCAGUCCUCCAAGUAAUUCUACGGCUCAGCCUACAGAGGUCAACAUCACUCCCUCGCAGGAUUUCGCCACUGGCAACACACUCCUGGAAUGCUCCCAGCUGCAGCACUUGCUGGAUUCAACGAACGUCAACACUCGCCAGAGACUGCCACGAUCUUAGGUUUAUGGUCAAAUUAUUUAAAGUUGAAUAAUUCUAG